AAAGGAGAGAGAGAGAGAGAAACGAACAAGGGGGGGUGGGGGUAAAGAGGCCUUGGAUGCCUGGUUCCGGCGAGGUAUAAAAGCCAGCGGCUCGGCUCUCGUUCGUCACUUCUGUUGUGAGAACCUUGGGAAGCCGAGCAAAGAUGAUGUCAGGACGCGUAGUGUUGGCAGUGGUGGCGGCAGUGGUGGCAGCGGCGUUGGCAGAGCCCACAUACCCCCGCCCCCAGCCCCAGCCGGCCCCCUGCUACCCCAAGGUCAAACACGUGACCCAGUACCAGACUCAGGUUCAACAGGUCCCAGUGUACAGCACCGUGUACAAGACCCAGGUCGUCCCAACCACUUACUACCAGACCCAGUACCAAACCCAGUACCAGACCCAGUACGAGACCGAGUACGUUCCGAGGUACGUCACCCAGACGGUCUACAAAACGCAGGUGCAGUACCAGACCCAGUACAAGACCCAGGUGGUGCCCCAGUACGUCACCGAGACCAAAGUCCAGUACCAGACGCAGUACCAGACCCAAGUGGUUCCCCAGUACCACACCGUCACACAAACGCAGCAGUCUUACGUGACCAGGUGUCCCAAGCCUGCUUACGGUUACUAAGCCAUGACACGAAAUAUAAAAAAGAUAUUGAAAGAGAAACAUGUUUGCUUUUUUUAAACUAAUAAAUAUAUAAUUUAU
Molecule: messenger RNA, 683 nt
Organism: Penaeus monodon (black tiger shrimp)
Lineage: Eukaryota; Metazoa; Arthropoda; Malacostraca; Decapoda; Penaeidae
Product: adhesive plaque matrix protein-like
Exons: 3
Coding region: 144-605 (153 amino acids)
Source: RefSeq, a predicted model, not a curated record